Cucurbita moschata (crookneck pumpkin) is the source of this 321-nucleotide messenger RNA. Its product is annotated as zinc-finger homeodomain protein 9-like. Gene Ontology annotation, biological process: regulation of developmental process; regulation of DNA-templated transcription. Gene Ontology annotation, molecular function: transcription cis-regulatory region binding; DNA-binding transcription factor activity. NCBI's taxonomy places the organism in Eukaryota, Viridiplantae, Streptophyta, Magnoliopsida, Cucurbitales, Cucurbitaceae. The transcript is spliced from 3 exons. Gene Ontology annotation, cellular component: nucleus. The record is from RefSeq and is a predicted model, not a curated record. Bases 13 to 321 code for a protein of 102 amino acids.
AAACCAAAAUUCAUGGUCGUCUCUUACAGAGACUGCCUCAAGAACCACGCCGCCACAGUCGUCGGCGGCCACGCCCUCGACGGCUGCGGCGAGUUUAUGCCCUCGAUUACCUCCACGCCCACCGAUCCCACCUCUCUAAAUUGCGCCGCCUGUGGCUGCCACCGCAACUUCCACCGCCAUUACCACCCAUAUCCGCCACCCGAGGAAAUUGGGAUCGGAAAACGGGUGCUCAGAGUUUGGAUGCGUAAUAACAAAUACAUGGGAGGAAAAGCAGAGAAAAGCAAAGGUUCUGAGGAUAAUGAGUCAAAACAGAACACAUAA